This is a messenger RNA of Nicotiana tabacum (common tobacco), 2971 nucleotides long. RefSeq names its product 65-kDa microtubule-associated protein 6. Gene Ontology annotation, cellular component: spindle; cytoplasm. Gene Ontology annotation, biological process: microtubule cytoskeleton organization. Gene Ontology annotation, molecular function: microtubule binding. The record is from RefSeq and is a predicted model, not a curated record. NCBI's taxonomy places the organism in Eukaryota, Viridiplantae, Streptophyta, Magnoliopsida, Solanales, Solanaceae.
GAGAUAGAAUUAGAAAGUGAACCAUUGAACCAACCAACAUUGAAACCUGAGCUAACGAGCGGGGAUCCAUUUGUAUUGACGCAUUUUAUACUGACCUCAAAAGAGCUUGCUUUCUUUCUUCUUAAUUCCUCAGUCAGUAAUUCUUUUGUGUCCCUAAGUUAUUGUUGCUGUUGUCCUCUUCUCUGUACCUAACUUCCUUUUCUUUCCUCUUUUCUCAUUUCACUCCACUUUCUUAUUAACUCUUCCACAUUUCUUGUUUUCCUUUUCCUAAAGAAAACGGCAAGAAACGAAGUUCCAAAGGAAAGCAACAUCGUAUUGUCCUUUAUUAUAGUUGGUGGCUUGGUGGGUAUGGCCUAAUUUUAGCUUUUCUGGUGCGAGGAAGCAAUUUUUUAGUUUUAUUUUUGGUUUGUAAUACGUUCCUUUACGUGUAGAUUCUUUGUCUUUUAAGUAUAUAUGAGUAUGUCUUUUUAGGUGAUAAUGACAUCCUCUACUGAAUUAUACGAAUGGUUUUAUCUAAACUAAAGUGAGUUUUAGAUGAUUGGUCCAUUCAUUGUUGAUUGACAAGACUGAGGAUAGAAGUACUCAGUACCACUUUCUAUUCUCUUUCUCCUUUGCUACUAUAACUAUUAGCAGUUGGCUUUAUAUUCUGCUGUUCAUAUUAGCUUUCUUAAGGGGCAACUUCUGAAAGAGUCAACUUUUCUUGAGCUUUUGUGUGGUUUGGAAAUGAGAAAGAGAGAGGAAUAUCAUCAUUUAUCAUCAGAAGAUAUGCUGGCUUUUGCAAGUCCUUGUUGCAGUGUCCAUACGACUUCUACUUGCCACACUUUAGUUAGAGAACUUCAGCAAAUAUGGAAGGAUAUUGGAGAGACUGAGGCGGAUAAAGACCGUAUGAUUUUAGAGCUGGAGAGAGAGUGUUUGGAAGUAUACCGAAGAAAAGUUGAAGAAGCUGCCAAUGCAAAAUCAUGCCUUCAUCAUUCUGUUGCUGCUAAAGAAGCCGAGAUUGCAACCUUAAUGGCUGCUCUUGGUCAACUCAAUAUUAAUUCACUGAUACAGCCAGAGAAGAAGUCAGCGUCAUUGAAAGAGCAACUGGCAUUAAUUACACCACUUGUGGAUGAUUUAAGAGUUAAGAAAGAUGAAAGAGUUAAACAGUUUGCAGAUAUAAAGACACAAAUUGACAAGAUAACUAGUGAGCUUUCUGGGUAUUCUAAUAUCGUCAAUGCUGUGAGUUCCUUAAAUCUGGAAGAUCACGACUUGUCACUGAGAAACCUCUCUGAAUACCAAUCUCAUCUUCGUGCUCUUCAAAAGGAGAAGUCGGAGCGGAUCCAAAAAGUUGUGGACUGUGUAAAUGAGGUGCACUCUUUGUGUGGUGUGCUAGGGGUGGAUUUUGACAAAACUGUGAGUGAUGUGCAUCCAAGCUUGUACGAAACAAGCCUUGGACAAUCCACUAACAUCAGCACAAACGCAUUGGAAAGUCUAGACCAGGCCAUCUUCAGACUGAAGACAGAAAGAAAAGUUCGAUAUCAAAAGCUAAAAGAUGUUUCUGGAUUGUUGUUUGAGCUUUGGGCGUUGAUGGAUACAACCAGAGAAGAGAAGGGUAAGUUAUCGAGGAUCACUUCCAUUCUUCGUCUUUCUGAGUCAGACGUUACAGAACCAGGUGCUCUUUCAUUGGAGGUUAUUCAUCAGGUAUCAACAGAAGUUGAGAGGCUAACCAAAUUGAAAGCAAGUAGGAUGAAAGAGUUGGUCCUGAAAAGGAGGGCUGAGCUGGAGGACAUAUGCAACAAAAACCAUAUUGAACCUGAUCCAAGUACUUCAGCCGAUAAAUCUAAUGCAAUGAUCGACUCUGGUCUUGUGGACCCCUGUGAACUGCUGGCAAAUAUUGAAGCACAAAUAAACAAAGCAAAGGAUGAAGCUUUAAGUCGAAGAGAUAUAAUGGAUAGAAUAGAGUGGUGGCUUUCUGCUUGUGAGGAGGAAAAUUGGCUUGAAGAUUAUAACCAGGAUUAUAGACGUUACAGUGGUGGAAGAGGUGCUCACAUAAACUUAAAGCGGGCUGAACAAGCUAGAAUUAAAGUGACUAAGAUUCCAGUUGUUGUUAACACAUUGAUUAAUAAGACACUAGCUUGGGAAGAUGAGAAACAGAAAUUGUUUCUUUACGAUGGGGUGAGAUUGGUGUUGAUAUUGGAGGAUUACAAAAUGGUUAGACAGCAGAAAGAAGAGGCAAAGAAACGGGCUCGGGAUCAGAAGAAACUCCAAGAUAUGCUGCUCUCAGAGAAGGGAACUGUAUAUGGUUCCAAACCUAGUCCAAGAAGAAGCAGCAGCUUUAAUAAGGCAAAUGGUUACCAUGCAAAUGGAAAUGGAUCUGUGACACCCUCACCACGCAGGAGCUCGAUUCCUUGUGCAACUCCAGACCUUUUAACUCCGCGUUCCAACUCAAUGAGACAGAAUGGUUAUUUCAAGGAAAUGAGAAGGCUUUCUACUGCCCCUCUCAACUUUGUGGCUAUGGCUAAAGAAGACACUGUGUCUUUCUCUUCUAUUUCUGGUUCCGAGCCAGAAUCUCCACCUCAACGCUGAACUCACAAAUUAAGUUGCGAGAUGACCGUCAAUUUUUCCACAGUAUCUAUAUCCCAGGCCACAUUCAGAAGAAUACACCAAAAUUUGUGAAUACUGAAGGGAAGGUACACUAGUGUGUUGUUGUGUUGUAUUAGGCAAUUCUAGAGCAAUGAGUAACUUUUUGAGGAACCCCUUGUGCAUGUUGAUGGGUGCCAAAAGAUCACUGACCAAUGUGUACUUGGAACGGAUUUCUUGUUUGAUCGUUUACCUUGUACAUAUAUUUUCUUUGGAUUGUUUAUUUUAGGAUUUCCAUACGCUAGAUCCCAGUAAGAGCUUGUUUCAUGUUACAUUGUUGCACUACUCUAAUUACCCAAUGUAAUAACAAACAAAAAAAGGAAAAAAAUUCAUGUUACGUUGUUGCAUUUCA